This is a messenger RNA of Rhinopithecus roxellana (golden snub-nosed monkey), 1843 nucleotides long. It is a transcript of the gene SEPTIN14, whose product is annotated as septin 14. Bases 81 to 1379 code for a protein of 432 amino acids. The record is from RefSeq and is a predicted model, not a curated record. Lineage: Eukaryota; Metazoa; Chordata; Mammalia; Primates; Cercopithecidae. Gene Ontology annotation, cellular component: cell division site; microtubule cytoskeleton; septin complex. Gene Ontology annotation, molecular function: GTPase activity; GTP binding; molecular adaptor activity. The transcript has 10 exons. Gene Ontology annotation, biological process: cytoskeleton-dependent cytokinesis.
AGAAAGGACACCAGCUUGGAAUCAGUUCGGACCUGUGUCUGCUACACAGCUGAAUCCCUGGGAAACUCUUUUAGUGUAGCAUGGCGGAAAGAACAAUGCGUAUGCCCACACAAAUACCUGCUGAUGGAGAUACACAAAAAGAAAAUAAUAUUCGUUGUUUAACUACGAUUGGACAUUUUGGUUUUGAAUGUUUGCCCAAUCAGUUGGUGAACAGAUCUAUCCGACAAGGAUUCACUUUUAAUAUUCUCUGUGUGGGGGAAACUGGAAUUGGAAAAUCAACACUGAUUGACACAUUGUUUAAUACUAACUUGAAAGAUAACAAAUCCUCACAUUUUUACUCAAAUGUUGGACUUCAAAUACAGACAUAUGAACUUCAGGAAAGCAAUGUUCAAUUGAAAUUGACUGUUGUGGAGACAGUGGGGUAUGGUGAUCAAAUAGACAAAGAAGCCAGCUACCAACCAAUAGUUGACUACAUAGAUGCCCAAUUUGAGGCCUAUCUUCAAGAAGAACUGAAGAUUAAACGUUCCUUGUUUGAGUACCAUGAUUCUCGCAUCCAUGUGUGUCUUUACUUCAUUUCACCUACAGGACAUUCCCUGAAGUCUCUUGAUCUAUUAACAAUGAAGAACCUUGACAGUAAGGUGAACAUUAUACCACUGAUUGCCAAAGCAGACACAAUUUCUAAAAAUGAUUUACGGAUGUUUAAGAGUAAGAUAAUGAGCGAAUUGAUUAGCAGUGGCAUCCAGAUAUAUCAGCUCCCAGCAGAUGAAGAAACUGCUGCUCAAGCAAACUCCUCAAUUAAUGCGCUGUUACCCUUUGCUGUGGUGGGGAGUAUGGAUGAAGUGAAAGUUGGAAAAAGGAUGGUCAGAGGCCGUCACUACCCUUGGGGAGUUUUGCAAGUGGAAAAUGAAAAUCACUGUGACUUCGUGAAGCUCCGAGAUAUGCUUCUUUGUACCAAUAUGGAAAAUCUAAAAGAAAAAACCCACACUCAGCACUAUGAAUGUUAUAGGUACCAAAAACUGCAGAAAAUGGGCUUUACAGAUGUGGGCCCAGACAACCAGCCAGUUAGUUUUCAAGAAAUCUUUGAAGCCAAAAGACAAGAGUUCUAUGAUCAAUGUCAGAGGGAAGAAGAAGAGUUGAAACAGAGAUUUAUGCAGCGAGUCAAGGAGAAAGAAGCAACAUUUAAAGAAGCUGAAAAAGAGCUGCAGGACAAGUUCGAGCAUCUUAAAAUGAUUCAACAGGAGGAGAUAAGGAAGCUCGAGGAAGAGAAAAAACAACUGGAAGGAGAAAUCAUAGAUUUUUAUAAAAUGAAAGCUGCCUCUGAAGCACUGCAGACUCAGCUGAGCACGGAUACAAAGAAAGACAAACAUCGUAAGAAAUAAUAGUUUCUCUUACUAUUCUGUUUGAGAGCCUUAUCAUUCUACAUCUCAACUUUCUGUGAGAUUGUCUUUGUAGCAUUUAACUCUGAUUGAAAUUCUCAUUUUAAAAAUUGGCUUGCUUAUUGUAUAUUUUCCCCAACUAAAGUGUGAACUCCUAGCAGGGCGUGGUGGCUCAUGCCUAUAAUCCCAGCACUUUAGGAGGCUGACACAGGUGGACCACCCGAGGUCAGGAGUUCAAGACCAGCCUGACCAAAAUGAUGAAACCCUGUCUCUACUAAAAACACAAAAAUUAUCUGGGCGUGGUGACUGGUACCUGUAAUCCCAGCUACUUGGGAGGCCGAGGCAGGAGAAUCACUUGAACCUUGGAGGUGGAGGUUGCAGUGAGCCAAGAACUCACCAUUGGACUCUAGCCUGGGUGACAAGAGCAAAACUCUGUCUCAAAAAAAAAAAAAAAAAAAAAAAAAAAA